This is a messenger RNA of Paramecium tetraurelia, 1269 nucleotides long. RefSeq lists its product as uncharacterized. Gene Ontology annotation, molecular function: ATP binding; protein serine/threonine kinase activity. NCBI's taxonomy places the organism in Eukaryota, Ciliophora, Oligohymenophorea, Peniculida, Parameciidae. Gene Ontology annotation, cellular component: cytoplasm; nucleus. The transcript has 8 exons. Gene Ontology annotation, biological process: protein phosphorylation; intracellular signal transduction. The record is from RefSeq and is a predicted model, not a curated record.
AUGGAUUCAAAUUAUAAUUACGAUCAAUAUGCAUAGAAGGCAUAUUCUGCCAAUGUUUUCAAAGUUGAUGAAUCAGAAUUUAUUAUUGAGAAGAGAUACAAGCCAACAUAAUAAUUGGGAAGCGGGGCAUACGGUAUUGUUAUUGGUUGUGAAGAUACAAAGGCUACAAUACCAGAAUAAAAAAUGGUAGCAAUCAAAAAAAUAGAGAGAACUUUCGAACAUCGAUUUUAUGCUAAAAGAACUCUUCGAGAGUUAAAAAUCUUAAGAAAUUUAAAACAUGAAAAUAUAGUUAAUCUUAUUACAAUAUAACUUCCGAAAUCCAGGAAGAAUUUUUAUGAUAUAUAUUGUGUUACAGAACUAUUAGACACAGAUUUGAAGCGUGUUAUUGAUAAAGAACAUGCCAAAUUGAAUUAGGAUCAUUUUAAACUCUUUUUAUACCAGAUUCUUAGAGCACUUAAAUAUAUGCAUUCUGCAAAUAUUUUACAUCGAGAUUUGAAACCAACAAAUCUAUUGUUAAAUAAAUAAGAUUGUAUGUUGAAGGUCUGCGAUUUUGGAUUGUCCAGAGCAUUGCUAUAGACUACAAAAACACAAUAAUAAAAUCCUAAUAUCAUGACAGAUUAUGUUGAAACAAGGUAUUAUAGAGCACCUGAAUUAUUGUUGGGUCUUAAAACCUACACUUAAGCAGUUGAUAUUUGGAGUGUUGGAUGUAUUUUUGCAGAAAUUGUUAGAGGAAAAACACUGUGGAGAGGCUAGAAUUCAAAGCAAUAAAUCAAAAUGAUAUUUGAAACCAUUGGAACACCAUCUAAGACUAAAAUAAUGUAAGUUCAAGAUACAUUUGUAUCACAAAAACUAGUUGAACUUAUUUAAGAAUUGGGAACUUUAGAGAAAGUACCAUGGGAUAGAGUGGUGAAAGGAUUACCACCCGAAGGAUAUGAUUUAUUAGAGAAGCUUUUAGAAAUUGAUUAUAAAAAGAGAAUCACAGCAGCUGAAGCUCUUAAACACCCCUAUUUGAAGGAGCUCCACAACCCAAGUGAUGAGCCCACUAGAGUUCCUGUUUCCAAUAUGGAAUUCGAAUUUGAAAUGUAUGAAUUUACAAAUGAGUAACUUAAAGAUAUGAUAUAUGAGGAGAUACUAUUAUAUCAUUACCCCGAUUUUAAGAAAUCUUAUGAAGAAAAAAUAGCCAACAAUUAAAGUGUCAUCAACCACAUUAUGAAAGGAGAGAGUGCCAAAAUAAUUGAUCCUGAAGCUGAUGAUGAUUAUCCAGUAUGA